AUGAAAACAUCAGCUGUCGACGCGAAUAUUAGAUCCCUCAAUCGGACAUGGCUCUGUAAGGUUACGCAGGUCCUGAUCGACCAUUACCAAACCACACUUCAAGAGAAGCUGACCACCAUUCGUACCAAGUCUUUAUCAUCACCUGACGUCGACCGCAUCGUUUCUCAUGCCCUGUCCUGGGCCCGCCGCUCCUAUGGGAAACGUCCCACUCAAGCUGUAAUCUCCAAAUUCUACCAAACAAUCAACGAAACAAAAACCAGAGUAACCAUAUCUCUACCAACUGAAAUGGACACUACACCUGCACCAUCUAGAGCCACCAUGCUGCCGAACCAAACCCCUAAACGAGCCCGAAGUUCACCUACUCCUAGUCCAGAAGACAUAGGUAAACGCUCUCGUAGAGAGGGCACACCCCUUCUCUUUUCACUUUCAAACUCGUCUUCCCCUUCCACACCAUCUGAAUCUUCACCACGUGAUCCAGGAUCCGCCAACCUUUCUUCCUUCUGUGCGUUUUUGGACCAGCAAACCACCCCUCAGUCUCCAUCCAAGUCGAGACGUGUAUCCAGACCUUCCCCCCCUCGAACCAGAUCCCAGUCCGUUCCCAAUGCUACAAUUCUAACAACUACCAAGCCAGUACCAAUCACACCGUCGACGACCAUUAUAUCCGCUACCAAACCGUAUUAUCACCAAACCAAGGACAAAUCAUUAUGGAAACUACCUGCUCUAAAGAAAUCUACCUUAAUAAUUGGAUCAUCUAACCUGAAUCGAAUUACCAAAACCAGUUCAGACACCGAAAUACAUUCUUACCCCGGUGCCCAAAUCCAUCACAUACAGUCAAUCCUGGAAUCAUACGACCAUGAUCCCAAACCUACUACCAUUAUUCUUCAUGUAGAUCAGAAUAAGAACAGAAGAAAACCCAAUAUCAAGACCCUUAAUCCUAAUUUCUAA
This is a messenger RNA of Lottia gigantea (owl limpet), 945 nucleotides long. RefSeq lists its product as hypothetical. The record is from RefSeq and is a predicted model, not a curated record. The transcript has 2 exons. Lineage: Eukaryota; Metazoa; Mollusca; Gastropoda; Lottiidae. Bases 1 to 945 code for a protein of 314 amino acids.